Molecule: messenger RNA, 270 nt
Organism: Racocetra persica
Lineage: Eukaryota; Fungi; Glomeromycota; Glomeromycetes; Diversisporales; Gigasporaceae
Source: the annotation of a GenBank genome assembly
AUGACAACUCUUGAAGACAAAGCUCUUUGGGGUCAAAACGAGGAUGGUCUUGAAGAUCUCGGGCAAGAGAUUUUGAAGUCCAGCACCGAUGAUAUUAUCAAUCGCACGCGCUUACUCGAGAAUGAAAUUAAGGUGAUGAAAUCAGAGCAUAUGCGGUUGAUGCAUGAACAGAAUAGCAUGAAAGAAAAGAUAAAGGAUAACAGAGAAAAAAUAAAAGUCAACAAACAAUUGCCAUAUCUUGUGGGGAAUGUUGUCGAGGUAUUUAUCUAA